GCUUCUGUUAGCUGUUAGCUGACACUACCCGUCUGUGUAGCAGACACGUGUGAGGGGUUCGUGUCCAGGCCAGAGACUGUAUACAGUGUGUGGAGCCCCUCCCCUCAGGAGGUGAUGCAGCUCAGGGAGAAGGAGCCUCAGCCCGGACAGAGGAGCCCUGACGCUGCGGAGCUAGCUGGGGUCACUGUCUGGAGGAAACACGACAGUGGACGGUUCUCAGAUCAGGACACUCGUCGUCCCCCUUGGGAUUUUUCACGGUGUGGAUGAAGACGAGCGGACAGAGUUUGUCUCCACCAGACAUUUAACAUGCAUCGAAUAACGGGAAGAGCAGGAGGAGACAAUCUGAUUGAAAUGAGUCCCACGGAGUCUUUCAACGAUGAUAUAAAUGGCUACAACCAACAUGCCUCAUCCAGCACAGGAUCUCUUCAGCAGGGACAAUCAGUGUCUUUUUUAACGCCUGAAGUGUGUGUAGAGACCUGUGAGUCUCUCAGCACCAGCCUGGCCUCCCUGGCCCCCUCUGACCACAGCGACAGUCCACAGUUUGAGGCUCAGACCUUAGAGCGAAUCAAUGCUUUGACCGGGCUCUCGAGAAAGCGGGCUCUAUUCCUGAAGUUUCGUUCCAGGAUUGACAAACAACAACAAAGCAAAGACUCUGUGUUCUUCCGUGAUGGGCUGCGGAGGAUUGACUUUGUCUUGUCCUAUGGGGACGAGAAAGAUGGCGAGAGAAAACAGGAGAGGAGGAGGGUAUAUGAGGCCAAUUUAGCAAAUGUUGGCCUGCAGCUGGAGACAGAAGAUAAAUCAGAGUCAGAAGAUGGGAAGACGUAUUUUGUGAAGAUCCACGCUCCAUGGGAAGUGUUGGCCACCUACGCAGAUGUGCUUAAGAUCAAGGUUCCAUUCAAGGUCAACGACAUCCCAGAGAACAAAGAGAUGCCAAUGAACUGGCUGUCCACCCCGUUCCGUCUGCCUGAGCCCAUCAUGCACCCUGAGCCUGACUUCUUCACCGCUCCUUUCAACAACAGCAAGUCGGACUUCUUCCUCAUCGAUGACAAAGAGACUUUCUUCCCCCCUUCCACUCGCAACAGGAUUGUCUACUACAUCCUGUCCCGCUGUACAUACUUGAGGGAGGAAUGUGGGGAUAAAGACAAAAAGGGAAUCAAGAGGUUACUCAACAAUGGCACCUACACUGCUGCCUUUCCCCUGCACGAUAGUAGGUACUGGUCAAGAUCGAGGGAUGCUCACUGUGAGAGUGAGAGGUACAGUCUGUACAAACACUGGGCCAGAUUCCUCUUUUUCUUCAAGGAGCAACCUCUCAACCUUGUCAGGAAGUACUAUGGAGAGAAGAUCGGCAUUUAUUUUGCCUGGCUGGGUUUCUACACUGAGAUGUUGUUGUUUGCUGCAGUAGUUGGGACGAUUUGUUUCGUCUACGGAUUUCUCACUUACGAUGACAAUGAGUGGAGUAAAGAAAUAUGUAGUGGGGAAAUCGGAGGAAAAAUCGUCAUGUGCCCGCUGUGUGACAAGAAAUGUGGCUUCUGGAAACUUAACUCAACAUGUAACUCCUCAUGGCAAUCACACCUAUUUGACAAUGUGGGAACUGUGUUUUUUGCCAUAUUCAUGGGGAUAUGGGUGACGCUAUUCCUGGAGUUCUGGAAGAGGCGGCAGGCUCGUCUCGAGUAUGAGUGGGAUCUGGUCGACUUUGAGGAGGAGCAACAGCAGCUGCAGCUUCGGCCAGAGUAUGAGACCAAGUGCUCCAGCCGCAAGAUGAACCGCAUCACUCAGGAAUCAGAGUUGGUUCUUAACAGGACUGCCGCAGAUCUAUUGGGGAAAUUAUUUCUGUGCUGGGCCACCGUGGUGCUCUGGAUUUCAUUGAUCAUUGCCUGCAUCAUUGGCGUGAUAGCGUACCGCCUGGCAGUGUACGCCGCCUUCGCCAGCAUCAUGAAGGACAACCCCACCACCCAGCUGCACGUGGUGGGCCCCUACAUCACGCCACAGCUGGCCACCUCUGUCACCGCCUCCUGCAUCAACUUUGUCAUCAUCAUGAUCCUCAAUCUUAUGUAUGAGAGGGUGGCUGUUUGGAUCACUGAUAUGGAAAUUCCAAAGACACACUUGGAGUAUGAGAACAAGUUGACGGUGAAGAUGUUCCUCUUCCAGUUCGUCAACUACUACUCCUCCUGCUUCUACGUGGCUUUCUUUAAGGGCAAGUUUGUCGGCUAUCCUGGAAAUUAUGCCUACAUGUUUGGCAAGUGGAGCAAACUGAGGAAUGAAGAGUGUGACCCUGGUGGUUGUCUUAUUGAGCUGACCACCCAGCUGGUGAUAGUGAUGACUGGUAAACAGGUGUGGGGCAACAUCCAAGAGGCGCUGGUCCCGUGGCUGAUGAACUGGUGGGGCAGCAGGAAGGCACGAAAACACCCAGAGAGUCUUUACAGCCGCUGGGAGCAGGACAACGAUCUGCAAAGCUUUGGACAGCUGGGUCUUUUCUACGAGUACCUGGAAAUGGUGAUCCAGUUUGGUUUCAUCACACUUUUCGUCGCCUCCUUCCCCCUGGCACCCCUGCUGGCGCUGAUCAACAACAUCAUUGAAGUAAGAGUGGAUGCCUGGAAGCUCACCACUCAGUACAGACGCCCCGUGGCAGCCAAGGCCCACAGCAUUGGGGCCUGGGAGGAAAUCCUCAGUGGGAUCGCCGUCCUCUCUGUUGUCACAAAUGCGUUCAUCGUGGCCUUCACCUCUGAUAUGAUCCCUCGGCUUGUGUACAUGUAUGCCUACCACCCAGAUGGCGAGAUGAAUAUGAAAGGCUACAUAAACAACAGCCUGUCGAUUUUCAAUAUAUCUGCGAUCCCACUGGCCAACAGCCCUGAGGAAGGGGAGAACCCUGCUUGGUUCAACAGCUCCAUCACAACCUGCAGGUAUCGUGAUUUCCGCUACCCUCCGGGCCAUGAGAAGCAGUACACCCACACCAUGCAGUUCUGGCAUAUUUUGGCUGCCAAGCUUGCUUUCAUUAUCAUCAUGGAGCAUGUCGCGUUCAUGGUCAAGUUCUUCGUAGCCUGGAUGAUCCCAGAUGUUCCCUCUGAUGUGAGGGCUCGAGUGAAGAGAGAGCGCUACCUGGUCCAGGAAUAUCUCCAUAACUACGAGGUGGAGAAGCUGAAGAUGCAGCUCAGCCAAAACAACAGUAGCAAUGACUGUUCCUGCACGCCCAUGAUCUAUCCAUCUUUAUCCAAACACGAGGUGCUGUCAGAGUGUCUCUAGCCCAGCGAGCUGCUGGUCGAUCAGCUGGACAUGAUGGGAUGACAUGGUGAUAUAGAUUGACCAGCUUAUGUAUGAUGAUACAUCUCUUUACUGUAGUGCCUGUGUUGUUUGUGCAGUACACAGACGUUUAUCAAAGAGCUAUAGAGGUUUCCAUCAUUCACACACAUCCUGCUAAUUGUGAAGUGCACACAAUGACCACGUCUCCAUGCAUGCUGACUUAAAGCAGUCAAAUUUAAAUGCUGUCUCAUAUUUAUAGCUUUUCAUGCUCUUUUUUGUAAUUAUAGUGAUCAUUCAGAUCAUAUACUGUGUCGGAAAGAUCACUUAUUUAAUUGACAUCAUAACUAACCAAAGAAUGGAUGCCUUAAUAUAUCACACACUUACCACUGAUAUUAUAUAUCUGCCAGUAAAUUAUCAAUAUUAUUUGGAAACUGAUUUUGCCUAUUUUCUAGUUUGAAUAUUUGUUUGUUUGUACGGUGAUAUGAAGGGUUCCAGUGUCAUGUACUAUAAGUUAAUGUUUGGAGUUUUUUUAACUGUAACAAAUGUGAGUAUUGUUUAUUUGACAUUAUUGUGGUCAUGACACAGACGUAACACACUUUUACCAAAUUAUUUUCCUUACUCCGGUGGCUUUUAAGAAUCCUGCGCUGAGCUUGUUACAGCCCAACAGUUGUUCCAGGUCAAAAACUGACUUGUGAAGUAGGUUUUUAUGAAGAGAAAAGGGUGCUGCUGUUAUUACUGUGAGAACAGGCAAGAUUUUGUCCUGAGAUGGCCAGUUGUUGAGCAGCUGCAGCAGCUGUCAAUUGUUGACAGUGAGACUUGUUCCUGGAGAUGAGAAGCAAAAAGCCCUGAGAGGGUGAAGAGAUCCCUUUUUAAUGUGCCUCUGUUUACCAACACGUUAGAGCUAAUGAAAGCCUGCAGCCCCCACCUACUCAACUAUGUUUGCUUCAUUACACAAAGCACAUCAGCCUCCUGGGUUCCUCGGCUUUGUCUGUGUAGUGAAGGAAAGAUACACAUUUUUUUUUAUUUUGCACAAAGCACCUAAUAAAACCUCACUACCAAGACAUAAACAUGUCAAUCUAUUUGUUGUCCUUACACCACAAAAUGAUAAUCAGUGUUUUAAAUCCACACUCUGCGAUGGUCCUUGUUCGUUACAUAAACAAGAGUUUUACUGUAGUAAGGAGUUUCUUGUUCUGAGUGUUUUGAUUUGGAGUAAAGAUGUAGCGUUUUGUAAGGAUUUUUCACAUUUAUUCGACCGCAUACAUGUGAGUACAGAGCAGAACUGACGUAUUGUAAUUUAAUGUAAAUGUAAAACUGGCUGUGCUUCAAACUCAGGCAACUAUCUGUUUGUUUUUAGAUGUGACCACUUUAGCUGAGAGCAAAGUUGGACCUCUUAGUUUUUCUUGCUGAUCUAUGCCUGUUGAUGCCUUAAUAAAUCAAACAACUUUGUUCUCCAUUUUAUUUCUUUAACUUUUUUUCAUCGUGUCUUCUUGUUAAGCUUUGAUAACCUUUGAUUUUAUACUGUUACCAUACAUGAAAUGGGUGAACCUGUUUACUGUAUGCUGAAAGUUACAAUUUCGUAUUUUCAUUUAUUUAGUUCUGACAUUUUUGUAAUCGUCAUAUUUACAAAUGUAUAAUGCAACAAAGGCUAUUCUCCAAAAUAAAGUACCUGUUGAACUUGA
Messenger RNA from Paralichthys olivaceus (Japanese flounder), 4916 nucleotides. RefSeq names its product anoctamin 5a (gene ano5a). Lineage: Eukaryota; Metazoa; Chordata; Actinopteri; Pleuronectiformes; Paralichthyidae. Gene Ontology annotation, molecular function: chloride channel activity; protein dimerization activity. Gene Ontology annotation, biological process: chloride transmembrane transport. Gene Ontology annotation, cellular component: plasma membrane. The record is from RefSeq and is a predicted model, not a curated record.